AUGCCUGGUUCAGAGAAGGAGUUGCCUCCUCAGAAGGUCUAUCCUCUAAGGGAUAUUCCGGUUUCCUCACAUGUGGCGCCUUUUCAUUCAGAUUACACCCCAGGAGUUCCAAUAGCUAUAGACUUUGGAAAAACUAGUAUGAGGAUAGGGCUGGUGAACAAGGAUUCUCCAACAUCCGUUUUCCCUACUGUGGUAUCCAAGAGUCGUGACAGAAAGAGGAACAAGAUGCUUAUAUUGGCAGGCAAUGAUGUUUACAUGGAGGCAAGCAACAACAAGUCGAACGUAAAGUCUCCAUUUGAUGGACAAUUAAUCACCAAUUGGGAUUCUGUGGAAACACUAUUGGAUUACGGUUUUUCUCAUAUUGGAGUGUCAUCUCCACAUGGAGUUGAGAAUCCGAUUAUCAUCAAUGAACUUCUUGCAACACCGUACAUGCAAAGAGCUGGAAUGUAUCAGCUCUUGUUUGAAGCUUACAAUGUUCCCAAAGUUGUUAGCGGUGUAGAUGCGGUAUUUGCCUACCAUUACAAUACCGAUUCUCCAAAUGGUCUUGUUAUUGGAACGGGUCAUGAGUCUACAAAUGUUAUACCUAUAGUCGAUGGAAGUGCUGUUUUAACUUACGCCAGAAGAUUAGAUUGGGGAGGAAAUACGGCAGCCCAAUGGUUGAAUAGCAACAUAUCGUUGAAAUAUCCCUAUUUUCCAAGCAAAAUUUCCCCUCAAAAUGCCGAGUAUCUAGUGAAAGAUCAUUGUUAUGUGUCUACUGAUUAUCAGAAAGAAAUCUCAGAUUAUUUGACGUUAGAAACCUUAGAAGAGAAAGAUCGAGUUAUUGAAGCUUCCUUCGUGGAAGUUAUAAAACCACAAAAGACUGAGGAAGAGUUGCAAAUAGAGGCGGAAAAGAGAAAAGAGAGCGGUCGUAGACUUCAAGAGCAGGCUCGUAAACAAAGAGAAGAAAAGCUUUUGCAGAAAGAAAAAGAAUACGAAUACUAUUCUGCACUUCGAGCAAACCUGGAAGCAGGUCCAAGGCGAGAUGUAUUGAAUAGUUUAGUUUCUGAAGGAUUUGAAGACGUUGAAGACUUUACGAAGUAUUUAUCAGGUUUGGAGAAGAGUCUUAAAAAAGCGAGACGACAGAACGCUUUGACUGGUGACGGAGGGGAAGAAGAAAUUGAGGAACCUCCAAGCUUCCCACUAAUCGAUAUCCCCGACGAGCAGCUUGACGAGGAUCAAAUAAAAGAAAAGAGACGUCAGAAGCUUUUGAAGGCUAAUAUGGAUGCUCGUUUGAAAUUGAAGCAAGAGAAAGAGGCUGCCAAACUUGAAGAACUCCAGACUGAUUUAAACGGAUGGAUCAAAGCCCGUAGAGAUCGUCUGACAGCUAUUUUACAAUCCAAGAAAGAAAGAAAGAAGCGGAAAGAAGAACUUUCAAACAGAAAGUCUCGUACUGCCCAGCAAAGGAUGAAGAAGAUAGCAUCGCUAGCAGCAGACAACAACGGUAAAGGUGAUAGCAACCGAAAAAGGCGUGGAGGUGCUGUGACCAUUGAUAAUGACCCUAACGAUACAUUUGGUGCUAAUGAUGAUGAUUGGGCAAUUUACAGGGCAAUUUCAGCCGGUGACGAUGAAGAAGCUGAGGAAGAAGAAGAGCAAGAACUCUUGGAAAUAGAGGAAGCUCUUUUGGAGUUCGAUCCAACAUUUACAAUUGAAGACACCUAUAAGCGUCAAUAUGACUGGAGAAGUAGUAUAGUACACAGAUUCUUACGUGGUCCAAGACCAUAUGAUCCCGAAGAACAGCAUCAGGCACAUCAAAUUCAUUUGAAUGUGGAACGGAUUAGAGUUCCGGAAGUGUUAUUCCAACCUUCUAUUGCAGGUGUUGACCAGGCAGGUGUUGCUGAGCUUUGUGAAGAUACAGUACUACGUAGACUGCCCAGUAUGACUGGAUUUUCGGGAGAUCAGCAGCAAGAGUUACUGCAAAACGUUUUUAUUUCAGGAGGACUUUCCUAUUUUGAAAACUUUGAAGAGAGAUUGCGCAGAGAAUUUCAGAGCUUCUUACCCGUGGAGAGAAAUGUUGUUAUACGCAGAGUCUCGGACCCCUUCAAUGAUGCUUGGAAAGGAAUGGCUAAAUGGUCAUCAAGUCAGGGUGCCCAAACGUCAUAUUUAACUCGGGGUGAAUACCUCGAGAUGGGGGUGGACUACAUUAAGGAGAACGCGAUGGGGUGUGUGAAGUUGUAG
Molecule: messenger RNA, 2214 nt
Organism: Komagataella phaffii GS115
Lineage: Eukaryota; Fungi; Ascomycota; Pichiomycetes; Pichiales; Pichiaceae
Product: Nuclear actin-related protein involved in chromatin remodeling
Exons: 2
Coding region: 1-2214 (737 amino acids)
Biological process (GO): regulation of DNA-templated transcription
Cellular component (GO): Ino80 complex; cytoplasm
Source: RefSeq, a predicted model, not a curated record